Acanthosepion pharaonis is the source of this 1131-nucleotide messenger RNA. NCBI's taxonomy places the organism in Eukaryota, Metazoa, Mollusca, Cephalopoda, Sepiida, Sepiidae. The record is from the annotation of a GenBank genome assembly.
AUGUCUAUCUAUAUUUAUGUCUAUCUAUUUUUAUGUCUAUCUAUAUUUUUGUCUAUCUAUCUAUCUAUCUAUCUAUCUAUCUAUCUAUCUAUCUAUCUACUAUCUAUAUUUAUGUCUAUCUAUCUAUCUAUCUAUAUUUAUGUCUAUGUAUCUGUAUUUAUGUCUGUCUGUCUAUCUAUCUAUCUAUCUAUCUAUCUAUCGCUAUUUAUGUCUAUCUACAUGAUUUUCUCCAAAAUAUUUUCUACCUAUCUAUCUAUCUAUCUUUAUUAUUUUGUAUGCUAUCUGUCUAUCUAUCUCUUUAUUAUUUGGUAUGGCAUCUAUCUAUCUAUCUAUCUAUCUAUCUAUCUAUCUAUCUAUCUAUUAUUUCGGAUGCCAUCUGUCUAUCUAUCUCUUUAUUAUUUGGUAUGCCAUCUAUCUAUCUAUCUAUCUAUCUAUCUAUCUAUCUAUCUAUCUAUCUAUCUAUUAUUUCGGAUGCCAUCUGUCUAUCUAUCUCUUUAUUAUUUAAUAUGCCAUCUAUCUAUCUAUCUAUCUAUCUAUCUAUCUCUUUAUUUUCGGAUGCCAUCUCAUCUAUCUAUCUCUUUAUUAUUUUGUAUGCCAUCUAUCUAUCUAUCAUCUAUCUAUCUAUCUAUCUAUCUAUCUAUCUAUCUAUAUCUAUUUAUUGCUGCCAUCUGUCUAUCUCUUUAUUAUUUAAUAUGCCAUCUAUCUAUCUAUCUAUCUAUCUAUCUAUCUAUCUAUCUAUUAUUUCGGAUGCCAUCUGUCUAUCUAUCUCUUUAUUAUUUGGUAUGCCAUCUAUCUAUCUAUCUAUCUAUCUAUCUAUCUAUCUAUCUAUAUCAUUUUGUAUGCUAUCUGUCUAUCUCUUUAUUAUUUAGUAUGCCAUCUAUCUAUCUAUCUAUCUAUCUAUCUAUCUAUCUAUCUAUCUAUCUAUUAUUUCGGAUGCCAUCUGUCUAUCUAUCUCUUUAUUAUUUGGUAUGCCAUCUAUCUAUCUAUCUAUCUAUCUAUCUAUCUAAACUAUGUGCGGUGGUGAAUCUAUCUAUCUAUCUAUCUAUCUAUCUAUCUAUCUAUCUAUUUAAAUAUGUUCUUUAUCUAUCUAUCUAUCUAUCUAUCUAUCUAUCUAUCUAUCUAUCUAUGUAA